AACAAUUAUUUUCUUGGUGAGCCGACGAUAGCUUGAUGAUUCCCCACACAAUUGUGUAGCUUAGAAGACUAUGGCAUCAGUUUGAUGCCAGAAUGCCAGAGGCGUCAGUGAGUGUAUUUGGUCGCGUCCACAGCCGAAACGAAGAUAUGUGAUGACGCAAAACAAGGUAGAACAAGCGAUGGUCAUCACUUUUAUAGCUUUUAUAGAACGAGACUUUUUUUUCUCUAUUAUAGUGAUUUUCAACACAUUUCUAGUACGAGACUGAAAGUUUGUCUCAGCAGAGAUCCAAUAUUUAUACUCUAGUGAAUAUUCCCCGUAGUUAUUCGUUAUUGACGGCACGGGCAGGUAAGCUCACAAAUGACCAGAACAAAUGUAUGGAAAGAUGGAAAUGUUUCUUGUUUGCAUCAAUUUAAAGUAUUUACACACCGGGGGAUUUUAAUGUAUAGCAUAUGAAACAAAUCUUAGGGAAUUUCCGAUUCGUUUGGUAUGUAAAUCGUCAAAAUCCGUUCGCGACGAAAAUAGCAUAACUUUAUUUCAUAAAUACGUGACCUGUUUUCAGAUUUGGCACCCUUAAUUAAAGAAAAAAAAACGUGUUAGUUGGAAAAUCAUCGCAAAAACUCGUAAAAAUCGCGUUAAAAACCUGGGUGUAUAUUUCUAUGUUACUUGAUAAAAAACCAUUACCAAGUAUCGGAAUUGUACGUCAAAUUAAUAUGAGUGAAACUUAUCGUUACAGUUUGUGGACUAGAGAAACAUGACAGCAUUUUAGAACUGCUGCGGUGUACUUCUUCUUCUUCUUCUUCUUCCCACAAUCUAAAUGAAAAUGUCCGACUUUGAGCGAAUACGGCUGGUCAUCCUUGGCGGAGCUGGUGUCGGUAAAAGUAGUAUCAUUAAGCGUUUUCUAUUUAAAACAUACUCAGACAAAUAUAGGCCGACAGUAGAAGAUCUAUACAACCGAGAGUACGACCUGGGCGCUAUGACACUUAAGGUGGACAUACUUGACACAUCUGGUGAGAUGCAAUUUCCGGCAAUGCGGAGACUAUCAAUUGCCACAGCUCACGCUUUUCUGUUGGUAUACGCAACGACAUCGGAACCUAGCUUGGGAUGUGUGAAACAAUGUUUCGAAGAGAUUCGAGAGCAACGAGCCGACUUUCAAGACGUACCGAUAGUGAUUGUUGGUAACAAAAACGAUCUCAGCAGUACACAUCGAGAAGUCCGCAUCGAAGAUGUGUCGGAAUGGGUGUUUUGUGAGCUGCCUAAGCUGAAAGUGAAGGUGAUGGAAUGCUCCGCGAAAGACGAUACGAAUGUCAUCGACAUAUUUAAAACAUUCCUCUCACUAUCACGUAUCCUACCUGUUAAUGGGAACAGUGAAUCAACAUCGGGGCUGAAGAGACGUUCAUCAGCUUACGUUAGUGCUAGUAGUAAAGCAAAAUCUAGAAUUAGAAGUCCGUCCAUUGGUUGUGAAAAGUCGAAGGAAACAUCGUAUUUGGCAGCAGGCUGCAGCGAAGCUUCGACCAAUGAUCCAAAAUCAAAACCCAGAUCCAGAUCUCUUAUUCGAAGAUCAUCCCGGAAGACCAAACAGCAAAUACAAAAUGCUUCUGGUACGGAAGACUGCAAUAUACAGUAAUUAUGUUGAAUGAGGAACAAAAAAAAAGCACAUAUUAUAUAAAAAAGGUGGCAUUAGCAGGAUUUUUAUAUUUCCAUGUGUUUUCAGUUUCUUUUGUUUCCAUGUUUCAAAGAUUGUGUUGAAGGAGAUUAUUGUUGCAGCUACAAUAAUCAAGGCAAAAAGGAUUGUGAUCAUUAGAGUUGCAUUAAUUAGAGACUAAAUUUACAAAACAGUAUGAUGAUAAACCUAUGAAUAUAGGUAAGAUGGACUAAAUGAAUAACUAGAUUUUUUAUACACAAAAUGAAACUUCGUGAUCAUAGGUUUGAGUUCUUGAGGCAGAACUUAUAAUUGAAUUUCAUAAAUUUACGACAAAAUAAAAGAACGAUCGCAAUUGAUGCUCGACGGAACGAAUUUAAAAACAAAGGAACUGGAGCAAAUAAUUACAUAAGUCGUAGAGGCGAAUGAACUGCAAAGUUUAAAGCCUCUUAAAAACAAAGAAAGAAAGAAAGAAUUACAUAGAUAGGAGCUUGUUGUUGAAUUUGUAAUUGUUGAUCAAAUGUAUUUGUAAUAUGUAGGUGACAUGUGUAUUGUUUGGAGAAUAUGUCUAUUCCAGUUAGUCGUGGCAUAGGUCAUGUACAUGGAAUACAUCAGAUUCAUUGCAGAGCAUAAAAACCAAAUAAGGUUCUAAACAAUGUUUUUAGUUUAAUACCGUAUUAAGUAACAUUAUUAUUAUAAGUAUUCUUAUUUUUACUUAUUUUUAUUUUUUUAUUUUUUUUUAUUCAUAAAAUUAUUUGCAUGAUUCACGCAUGAUUGUUCGUAGUUCAUCUCCAGAUAUUGGCUCAAUCAGUUAUAAAUAAAAUCAUAGCUUUCCAAGUUCCACUGCUUCAUCGACUUUUUUUCACAGUUAAACAAACUCGAGACACGUUAAUUUAAUAUGUAACAAUAAAAGCAUUAGCAAUAAUCAAAAGUAAUUUUUAAUACACAAAUUCAUCCUUAAGCAUUAGUUUAUGAUUUUGUAAAAAUAUAAAAAGUUGUGUGUGCAUUUGGUUUAUAUCCGUCCAGUAGCUGAAAAUCGAGAUCUAAGCUUGCACCUUGCAAACUUGAAAAAGGUUUUUGAUAAUUGAAUGUUUUCUGAUCUAUUCAUUGUACCAUACGGCGAGAGGAAUAUUCAAUAAAACAUUUUUUGGAAUAUUCGACACAAAAAUUUGACGGAAAACAAGAAAACAUAAACAUAAGUACACGUAAUUUUCCAAGUCGCUUCAACGACUAAUGUUCAAGUCUUGUUUUGUUGGUGUUACUAGCUAUGUACAUCAGCUCUAGUAUUCAGAACAAAAUAAAACACUUUGUGAAAAGAAAUAAUAACAAGGAAAAAUUUUCAAAAGCAAUAAUUUAAUAACUCUGUGUUUGUGUUCCUUGAGCAAUCGUUGCAAUAUUUUGCUCUAUUUUCUAAAUUCUACUUCGUCUCCCUCAAGAAUAUAUUCAUACAAACCAUUCAUGUGAUGUUUUUACACAGAGAAAGUGCCAAUAAGUUAACCAUGUCGUUCCAAUGAAAAAAGGCAAAUGUAUCCAUCCAAAUUAAUCUAGCAUUAUGUAAAUCAUAAGAAUUGAGUUGACGGUUAUUUCACGAGCAGAAUAUUGUAUCAACGCAAGUUCUGAUAAUUGUUUUUUGGAGGUAUUCUAUUCUGCUCAGAAAACACAUAGAAAUAAGACAUAAUGAGCUCUGUGACUAGCGCCUCAAACUUUUGAUCAUCAAACGAAAAAUGAAUGAAAUCAUAUGAUAAUAACUGUCAUAAAUGAUGUAGAUUACGAGUAUUUCCUUUUCAGUGGUGAUUGAGUAAAUAAAAAAAUCUGUUUGCCUGUUUAUGCCUCAUAUUGAAGCUUUUUCUCACAUAAUAUCAUAUAUUUUAUACAUUUUGAAUAAAAUUUAAUGCAUUAUAGAUAUAUCAAACUAUCCAACAUUUGAUACACUUUCUAUUUUUCACUACAUAUUGUUUCGAUAUCGACAUAAGAUAAAUUUGUACUACAUAUGAUCAUUUUCGAGGUCACUCGGACAUAAGAAAAACAGUUUAAAUAUUAAAUUAUGUACAAAAAUAUCACACUAUUCUACUGCACACAGUACUUUCUCAUGAAAAUUUUGAUAACCUGUAUAUGCUAUUCGAAAAAGAUGCUUUUCCAAUGAUAUCACAACCUUUCAGAGAUAUCAUAAUCUGCCUGACCAAACAAUGAGGACAAUUCGAAGAGACUUCAACAUAUGAUAUCAUAUUCAGCUCAUUAUGACUAUUUUGGAAAGUGAACGUGUUUUAAGCUAUCCAAACUCUCCUUUAUAUAAACCAAGUGUACCAACAAAAAUACUACGAUUGGAUGAUAACUUUAAGACAAAAAAAGGAGUUUAAAUCAUAAUUAAAUGCAUAGGCAUUAUUAAGCUAAUAAACAUUGUUGAAUUCUAAAUCAUUAUAA
Molecule: messenger RNA, 4060 nt
Organism: Toxorhynchites rutilus septentrionalis
Lineage: Eukaryota; Metazoa; Arthropoda; Insecta; Diptera; Culicidae
Product: GTP-binding protein Di-Ras2
Exons: 6
Coding region: 815-1624 (269 amino acids)
Molecular function (GO): GTPase activity; GTP binding
Source: RefSeq, a predicted model, not a curated record